ACCUGCAGUAGUUUCAGAAGUAUCAUCUCUAUCGUAUCAUGUCUGUAACUAAUUUAUGAAUCAAAACAAGUUUCUUUGGAUUUAUCAAUCAGUUAAUAGUUCAAUUGUGAUUUUCAAUAUGGAUUAUUGAAAUACAUCUAACUCGACAGUAAACUUAUUUCAAUUUUAUUGACUAUUGGCAACUUGAAAAUUUCUUCUAUUGAAUUUAUAAUUGAUAUCAUCUAACUCAACAGUUUAUGUUUCUUUGUGUCCAUUAUUAUUGAUUAUUUAUUUUAUUACUUUUUUAAAAACAAUUGUUGUCAAUAACAAAGGCCAGUUAACAACCAGCUCAUUGGCAAUGGACAAUAACAAAGACUUACCUGGAUAUGGAGCGACUUUUUCCUACGAGCGUCCCCCACCCUACGAUGCUAGUUUCGGUACCACAGAUUAUGAUGCCGGACCGUCAACCUUUGUUUACAAUCAACUACCUGAAUCUAGCUUUGAUAAAACUCCAAUUCCAGAUCAAACCCAGCCUUACCAAUCAAAUAAACAGUUCACAGCUAACCCUAAUGAUGUGCCAAUCAACAAUGUUCCGAUUCAUAUCAGCAAUGAAUUCGGACCUUACAGUCAGAAUGCUGUCUGUCCUCAUUGCAAUCAAUAUGUUGUGACAAAAACGAAACACGUUCCUGGACUGGUGACAUGGCUUACAUGUUUGGUCUUUUCUUAUUUCUGCUGUUGUUGUUUACCAUUUUGUAUGGACUCAUGUCGUAAUGUUGAUCAUAAAUGUCCAAAUUGUAAGCAAAAGAUUGGUCAUUACCAAAGAUACUGCAAGUGACGCAGUGAUGAGUGAUUCAUCAAAUUUACCAUUUACCGGAAGAUAGAAGUCCCCAGGAUUUUUAUCAACGCGAUUAAAUGAGAAAACAACCCUUUUAUUUGAACUUCUCUGAUUGUCUGAAGUUCUUACAGAUAAAUCGUUGAAUCAUCAUAAAUCGGUUAUGAUUACACAAAAAUGAGCUUGGGGUUUGACUUGAAAGGAUGAUUCGCACAAACAUAAAUCCAUUCAUAAUUAUUGUGACUGUUUCCUUGUUAGCUUUAAGUGUUGUGAGCAUUGUAAUUGCUGAGAUUCCUGUAAUUUAAUCAUUAAACCGGAAAAAAUGUUUUCCUAAAAACUAAACUUUACUUUACA
Molecule: messenger RNA, 1165 nt
Organism: Tetranychus urticae (two-spotted spider mite)
Lineage: Eukaryota; Metazoa; Arthropoda; Arachnida; Trombidiformes; Tetranychidae
Product: lipopolysaccharide-induced tumor necrosis factor-alpha factor homolog
Molecular function (GO): zinc ion binding
Source: RefSeq, a predicted model, not a curated record